Molecule: messenger RNA, 1125 nt
Organism: Capsicum annuum
Lineage: Eukaryota; Viridiplantae; Streptophyta; Magnoliopsida; Solanales; Solanaceae
Product: bidirectional sugar transporter SWEET12
Exons: 6
Coding region: 90-884 (264 amino acids)
Biological process (GO): carbohydrate transport
Cellular component (GO): membrane
Molecular function (GO): sugar transmembrane transporter activity
Source: RefSeq, a predicted model, not a curated record
AUUGUCAAUCAAUUACUUGCAAUUCUUUGUGAGUGAGAGAUUAACAAAAGGAGGAAUUUCCCCUUUUUAGGAAGUAAAAAAGCAUAGAAAUGGCGGGUAUUUCUGGUCACUGGGCAUUUGUUUUUGGCGUCCUUGGAAAUAUUAUCUCGUUUAUUGUUUUCCUCUCUCCACUGCCUACAUUUUAUAAAAUUUACAAGAAGAAAUCAACUGAAGGAUAUCAAUCAAUUCCCUACGUGAUUGCAUUAUUUAGUUGCAUGCUUUGGAUAUACUAUGCAUUUUUGAAGACCAACACAACACUUCUCAUAACUAUCAACUCCUUUGGUAUGUUCAUUGAGACUAUCUAUGUUGCUGUCUACCUUUACUAUGCACCAAAAACAGCCAGGGCCCAUACUGUGAAAUUGCUGCUUCUAACUGUGGUUGGUGGAUUUGGUGCAAUAAUUUUGGUUACUCAAUUUCUAUUCAAAGGAGUUGUUCGUGGACAAAUAGUUGGAUGGAUUUGCCUUAUUUUCUCCUUAUGUGUAUUUGUUGCACCCUUAGCCAUUGUGAGACAAGUCAUCAAGACAAAGAGUGUGGAAUACAUGCCAAUUCUCCUAUCAAUUUUUCUAACAAUAAGUGCUGUGAUGUGGUUCUUCUAUGGUCUUCUACUAAAAGACAUUAACAUUGCUGCUCCAAACAUAUUGGGAUUCAUCUUCGGUAUACUCCAAAUGGUUCUCUAUGCAAUUUACCGCAAAAAAGAGAAGCCCAUCGUUAAGGCAACAAUAUUAGACGAUAACAAGAAGAUUCCAGAAUUAACCGAAGAGCAAAUAGUAGACAUAGUGAAGCUUGGUAAAUUGGUUUGUUCAUGCAAAAUUCAAAUGGCCAAUCUACAAACUUUGGAGGCCUAAGUUUACACCUUGUGUAUUAUUAAUCCUUUAAAGUCUAUUCCUGAUAGAUAGACUCGAGGAGCCACGACAUAUUUGCUUUCUUGAAAAUUACCCAUGUAUUAAUUAAGCCCCAUAAAAUGAAGGCUAAUUGUGGUUUCCAAUCAUAUAGGAUCGAAUUUGAUGGGAAUCAAGUUUGUUGUGUUGUAAUUAAGUUUCAAUUAUGUUUCAUUUCUCAAUUAAUUCAACCUCCCUUAAUAUUGGU